Molecule: messenger RNA, 2766 nt
Organism: Cyphellophora attinorum
Lineage: Eukaryota; Fungi; Ascomycota; Eurotiomycetes; Chaetothyriales; Cyphellophoraceae
Product: putative transcriptional regulatory protein
Exons: 8
Coding region: 1-2766 (921 amino acids)
Biological process (GO): DNA-templated transcription
Cellular component (GO): nucleus
Molecular function (GO): DNA binding; zinc ion binding
Source: RefSeq, a predicted model, not a curated record
AUGGGCUUCUCGCUGGACUCAUAUCAUGGCAGAGACUGCUCAACGACCGCGCCCACCGCCGAACAGACGGAGAGACAAAGUCCAGCUGUCCUGCGACCCAUGCCGACUACAGAAGUUGAGAUGCGACCGCCAGCAGCCCUGCGGAGGGUGUUCGAGACGCCGCAUUACAGAACAUCGAAUCAGCCUGUCGACGUACAUGGCAGGAUAUUGGAGCUUGAGAACCUCGUCAUGACACUAAUGAAAGGGCAACCAGCCUCAAGUCUUGCGACACCUCCCGCAGAUGUACCGUAUCACAGCAAAGGUUGCGGGAGUCAGCAAGAUACAGCCAAGUCUUUGGCAGACCCUGGCACUCUCAAAGUCGGCGAGACAGGCACCAGCUAUGUCCAGAACGUCCAUUGGGAAUCUGUCCUGUCCGAGAUUAGAGGUCUGAAGGAGGACUUGGUCACUGACAGCAAGGUCCUGGCGGGAUCACAUCUGUUCUACGGCCCGAAUCGACGCGCAACUCGGGAGGAAAUUCUUGCUGCUGUGCCAUCGCGCGUGGUGGCUGAUCGUCUUAUGGCUCUUCAUUUCGAAUCCUGCAUCAUCACACCAGAUCUAAUCCACCGUGGCAGAUUCCUGAGAGAGUAUGAAAGCUUUUGGACAGAUCCGUCUGGGUCAUCUAUCGCCUGGAUUGGAUUAAUGUUCUCCAUGCUAUGCAUAGCUGCACUACUGCAGUGCUUCUCGAUCGAUAGUACUGGUGGACAAGACCAGUCACUCAAGACGGAGUACCUGAACAUGAAGGAAGCCUUCCGAGAAAAGGCUGUACAGUGUCUAGUCCUGGCCAGAUACACGACAGGCGGCCCAUACAUCCUGGAAACGCUCAUAACAAUCCUCGCUGGGGAAUUCGUUCUCUUGAAGGAUGGCGCCACGGAUAGCUGGCUCUCAAUCGGGCUGAUACUGCAGAUCGCCAUUCGUAUGGGCUAUCACCGUGACCCGGACCAUUUCCCAGGCCUGUCACCGUUCGAAAGCGAAAUGCGCAGACGGAUCUGGACUGCGAUACUACAGCUAGAUCUCAUCACUUCCCUGGAGGCAGGCUUACCUCGGAACGCCACAGAUGCCCAUAUCGACACAAAGCCGCCUUCGAACCUGCUAGACUCCGAUUUUGACCAGGACACGCACGAGAUGCCGCCAUCAAGACCAGAGACGGAAUGGACCCCGAUUCUGCCGCUCAUCACUAGGAGACGGCUGAUCUUCACCUUGGGCAAGAUUUGCGACAUCAAUUCCGACAUCAAAGCUCCUUCGCAAGUCGAGGUCGCUCAGGUCGACGCGAUCCUCCAAGACGUGUACAAGCACGCCAUACCUCCUGUUCUCCGGUGGACGACGAUGCCGCACCCCAUCACGGACAGUCCGGCCGUUGUGGCGCAGCGCAUUUGGCGCGAGGCAAGUAGCGCUUCCGUCGAAGCUGGGAAAGUUGCGAAGGCUCUAAGUAUCGUCCUCGGAAUGUCCGAGGUGUCUGCAAACCCCGGCAAGCCGCACAACGAGACCGAUUUGGAGGCUAUGUUCGGCUCCAUGCAGUCGGACGACAUGGGCGGGACCUAUAACCAAUACUUUCCUACCGGUUUCUACUCGCCUCUCACCUUCUUCGAUAACGUAUUCACCAGUCGCAAAGAGAACGAAAGGAUCAAGCGGGAGACACCCAUAUUGAUUAAGCGCCUCAGCAUCGACGCAGCCGUCGCUGAGUUCAAUCUUCGUCAGGAGAAGUUCUUGAGGCAAGUCCGGAAGGAGAUCAGAAGCCUUGUCAAGAAUACGUCGAAGACUGAAUGCCUGUCAGUCAUUGCAACCGGUCCGUCCGGCGCACCAAAAUUGCACAAGCCCUGGGGCAGAGCCUGGCAAAGGCGAUUCUGGGCCGUGCGUAAGCAUAAGAGCGAAAAUCCAUCUGAGCCCUCAUUUCCGGUGUACGAUGGCGAAACACUGGAUUCGCCGUUGUCGACGCCGAUCCAGAACAAGGUCCAGGACGUAUACCGCCAGUUCUACCGACAGAACAGCGAUAUCGUUGAUGGACUCAUCGCCCACCACCUCUAUCGCCACCCGGACGUGCAGGAAGCCGUUACCAUACACAUAGCGGCAGCUAUCCGGUCAUCUGUCGCACCAGUGUCCAAAGAAAUCUAUGAUAACAUCGCCCGCCAUAUUGUCCAAGCUCUCACAGGCGAGGUGCCUACUGCGGCGGCUGGCCUGGCUGGGGAUGCAACAGCCAGUAUGACCACGGACAUCGCGCUUUCUGUGAUUGCUGGUGCUAUGGUGCAUGCUUUCCAUUCAGUCUUGAACACCUUCGUAUUCAAGACCGUCGCAACCACCACUAUGCACACGGCAGGGACAUCGCUGACUUACAUCGUCGCCAAAGCUGUGAUGGCUGGUUUAGUCACUACGGCCUCGACUCAUGCCGCUGCACAUGGCUCUGCAGCCACCUUCACGUGUGGCGCCUACCUUGCCAUGCUUCCGCUCGUGCUCGGCAUCGUCGCAUACCAGGUCUACCGGUUCCCGAGCAAGCUUGGAAAAAAGAUCGCGGCACAGGUUUGCAACAACCUGAGAGGCGAAUAUGAAGCGACCAACAGGAGAAGACUGUCGGCAUUGCUUGUUGAGGCCUUAAAAGAUGGCGGGAAAGACAUUUGGGACGCAAUGCUGAACGAUUCACGUGUGAAAAGUGAGCUGGAGAUUUUUAUGCGGGGGUUGAUGAAUGAAAAGAGUGCCGUAGAUACGAGGGAAAUUAUAGGCCAAGGAGGGCGCUGA